UGUGCUCACUCGAACAUUCUACAAUCUUAGGUCAGGUACAGCUGACACUAGUAAGCCGGUGUUGAUCUGUGUGUGAAAGCAGGUGGUAUUCGUUGCCAUCCCUGAAAUUUGAUCUACCAUUUUCUGAUCGAGCAGAACGAUCAUGGCGUUGAAUAAGCUCAGCAUCGAUAAAGUCGAUCUCAAAGGCAAGAGGAUAUUUAUGAGGGUAGACUUCAAUGUGCCUAUGAAAGAUGGGGCAAUAACCAACAACCAGAGGAUUGUUGCUGCCCUAGAUUCUGUGAAGUAUGCCUUGGAACAAGGGGCCAAGAGUGUGGUCCUGGGAUCACACCUUGGGAGACCUGAUGGCAAUCCUAACCCAAAGUACACACUGAAGCCUGUAGCUGCUGAGCUGGAGAAGCUGUUAGGCAAGCCUGUGCUAUUCCUAUCUGACUGCGUUGGUGCGGAGGUGGAGGCGGCCUGUGCAGACCCUGCCCCGGGCUCUAUCAUCUUGCUUGAGAAUCUCCGCUACCAUGUAGAGGAGGAGGGCAAGGGCGUGGAUGCCUCUGGCAACAAAGUGAAGGCCGACCCGGCGAAGGUGUCUGAGUUCCGAGCGUCGUUGCGGCGUCUGGGCGACGUGUACGUCAACGACGCUUUUGGCACGGCCCACCGCGCACACAGCUCCAUGCUGGGCGAGGGCUACGACACGCGCGCCUCCGGAUUCCUGCUCAAGAAGGAGCUCACCUAUUUCGCUAAGGCCCUUGACCACCCCGUCAGGCCUUUCCUUGCCAUCUUGGGCGGAGCUAAAGUGAAAGACAAGAUCCAGCUGAUCGAGAACUUGCUGGACCAGGUCAACGAGAUGAUGAUUGUGGGCGGUAUGGCCUUCACCUUCCUCAAGGUCAUCGACGGCAUGGAGAUUGGCAAGUCGCUCUUUGACGAGGAAGGCGCGCAAAUAGUCAGGCGCCUCGUGGAAAAGGCCAAGAGCAAGAACGUGCAGAUCCACUUCCCAGUCGACUUCGUCACUGCUGAUAAAUUCCAUGAAGAUGCUAAUACCGGCACGGCGCGCACGGUGGGCGGCGGCAUCCCAGCGGACUGGCAGGGCCUGGAUUGUGGCCCCGAGAGCGUGGCCGCCUUCACGCCCGUCAUCCAGCGCGCCAAGACCAUCGUCUGGAACGGCCCUUGCGGUGUCUUUGAGUUCGAGAAGUUUGCGGGCGGCACCAAGGCGGUCAUGGACCUCGUUGUGGCCGCGACGGCGGCCGGCGCCACGACCAUCAUCGGUGGCGGCGACACGGCCACGUGCUGUGCCAAGUGGGGCACGGAGGAUAAGGUGUCUCACGUGUCCACGGGCGGCGGUGCCUCGCUUGAGUUGCUUGAAGGCAAAGUGCUACCCGGAGUGGCUGCUCUGUCUGAUGCCUAAACCAAGUGCGUUGCUCACACCGCACGUCCGACGAAGUCGUCACCUCCAUAACGAUCGUCACUGUAGUCACCCUUCAUCCGACGUCACGAUGUCUCUGCCCAGCUUCACUAUUAUAAGUCAAACAUUAUACUCAAGUUUCUGUUGAACAAUAUCGUGAAAUGGGCUGGUAGAUUUGCGUACACCAUUUUGUUUUGUGCUGUGAAUUUCUUUGUUUGUAACCUCUAAAUAUUUUAUUCACAUACAUGCGAUAUAGAGGAGGAGCACAUUGUAAACUUUAAGACUCAGUUCAAUUUAAUUUAGAAAAUUUUUUCUUUAAUCGAUUGAGAGGGUGAGUAUAAAAUGUUAAAAUACUGCGAUUAGGGGUACCACAUUCUAAGAAACUUAGAUGAUCCUUUCCUCGUUACUUGGUGCAUUUUCAAACAUUAGUGUGAUUUUUCAAUGCUGUAGAACAAAUUUUAUCACAUCUGCGAUAGGAAAGUGUGAGUUUCUUUAUAAUUAGACGGUAAUAUGUCAACGUUAUUGUUCAGUAGAAAUGGCACAGACCGCGAUGCGUUACAGAAGAAUCGAGAGCUGUCAAAGACAUUCGUUUUGAAGUUCUCGACUUAAGGAACAGUGAUGCAAAAGGUGGCUGCCGGAUGUGUUUGUUUCAGUUUCCUCAAUAUUGUGCACGAUUGUUAAAUUUAAUGGCGAUAUUUUUCUGUAUUGGCUGUUCGACAGUUCCUGAAUACCUACUCAUUCGUAAUUAGAAACCUGCGUUGGUUUGAAAUUUAGAGUUGUUUGAAAUGUUGUGAACUUGUAGUGCUUGAAGAGUUACAUUCGGCGACGUAAGUUAACCUAACUUGAUAGCCCAGAGAAAGAUUUUGUUCAUCACUAAGCUAGUCAUAAAGGAAAAUACGGUUUGUUAUUCCUUCUGAAUAUAAUUCGACUAAACAAGGAUGCUAUAUAUUUUACUAUGUUAUUGUGUUACUCUCAUUAGAUGUAUUUAUUAUUUCAUAACUUCGCUUGGCUAAAAAAUUUCUUCAUCAUCUGAACAAGACUUCUAGAUUUUGUUGUGCUUUUGUUCAGUUGGCUGCUCAGGUCAUAUGUUGAUGGAUUGCAUUUUUAGUUACAGGGAUAAGAAAUUUGCCAUUAGAGGUUGGUUACUUACACUAUUGCCGAGAUUAAAUUGUGAUAAGUUA
Molecule: messenger RNA, 2571 nt
Organism: Hyalella azteca
Lineage: Eukaryota; Metazoa; Arthropoda; Malacostraca; Amphipoda; Hyalellidae
Gene: Pgk
Product: probable phosphoglycerate kinase
Exons: 8
Coding region: 143-1393 (416 amino acids)
Biological process (GO): gluconeogenesis; glycolytic process
Cellular component (GO): cytosol
Molecular function (GO): ADP binding; ATP binding; phosphoglycerate kinase activity
Source: RefSeq, a predicted model, not a curated record